AUGACAAAUCUCAAACGCUAUUUCGUCAAGCACCUGAUCACCUUCUCCCUCCAGAAAGGAGAUGUGAGCACAGUGGAGGAGGCACAGUCUCGCCUCCACCAGCUGGCAAAAAGUGGAAAACUGUGGAGUCAGCAGAUGCUGCUGGACGUCGGACCUGAUGCCGUUUAUCUCAGAGGCAUCCAAACUGAGGAAGAACUGGAGAACUACUCCUUCAAGUCCAUCUUUCGAUGUGACUCAAUAAUCUCAGAGGAGCUCUUCCCAUCCCUGCUCCUCCUGGUGUGCCAGAGCGUCCACGAGAAAAAACCGGAAAUUCUCUUCUUCAACUGUGAGAACAAGAAGGCUGAACAAAUCUGCGAGAACAUCACGCAGGCUGUUUCCAAGUCCGGCAGGAGUAACAACAGUCCGGAUCUGAUCAGAAUUUCCCGGAACGACGGGGACAUGAUGGACCCUUACGGCAUCCCGAGCCACCCAAUCGCGCACGCGCCCAACCCCCCACCUAUUAAUCCUCCACCUUACCCGGGGCCUCGAGUCAACGGAGGUCCUGACAUCUCUCUACUCAGAGCCGAGAGAGAAGUGGGCAUUCUCAAUCACUGCUUCGAUGACAUCGAAAGCUUCAUGUCUAAACUGCAGCAGACGGCCGAGGCUGCCAUUGUGCUCAACCAGAGGAAGAAGAAGAAGAAAAGCAAAAAACAGAGUGCGGAAGAGGAUCUACUAACCAUCAAGGCCAAGCCACCACCAGAGGAAGAGUUUGUGGAUAUCUUCCAGAAAUUUAAAUAUUGCUUCAGUCUUUUGGCACGUUUGAAGUCAACCAUAGCUAGUCCUUCCUCAGACGAGCUUGUUCAUUAUGUAUUUAAACCUUUGGAUAUGAUGGUGAAGACCACCGGGGGCCCGGCUCUGGCCGCCUCUGUGUCCAGCCCCGCCCUGACCGGCGCCGCCGUGUCCUUGCUGCAGGACAACCUGGAUGUCGGCGAGCGGCAACUGUGGACGUCGCUCGGUCCCAACUGGACGCACUCUCGAUCGGAACUACGAGGACCCAUCGCCCCGUAUAAGCCCGUCUUCCUGGACGGAUGGAACCCAAGGAUACAUCGGGACGACGGGCAGGUUUGGGAGGAUCCGAUCGAGGCGCAACACAAACACGAAGCCCUAAUGCUCAAGCAAGAGCAGUACCAGCUCAACAGUAACAUCAGCGACGAAAUAGAAAACGCCACUCCUCCAGAGCCGGAAAAAGUCUACAGCUGCAGUUACGACUUCAUUGCCAGAAACAGCACUGAGCUGUCGGUGCAACAAGGGGAGACGCUUGAGGUACUGGAGUCAUCCAAACGCUGGUGGAAGGUUCGCAAUCGUUUCAACCAGGUGGGCUUCGUCCCCUUCAAUAUUCUGGAGCCUAUCGAACACGUGGAGAGUCCCGUCACUAUCAAGCCGCCCCCAGCUCCGGCCGCGCCUCCGAUAGCCAAGACUUUCACCCCAGCCGCUCCUCCCUUGCCCCAACUGCGCCACAACCCGUCGGUCCAACGCGUACCACACACCUUACCCGCCUACAGCCCGCAAACGCCUGCUACGGAGGAAAAUGAUAAAGUCAUGUUGGUGAACGACGAGCUGCUCCAAAGGUUGACCAACGGGAAGUCGAUCAACAGCAAGCCUCUCAUCAUAACUCGAUCGGCGGAAACCUCGCUCCCGCUCGACUAUCACUCCACUCCUGAGGAUGUGGCGUCGUGGUUGGCGGGGAAAGGCUUCAGUGAACCGACGGUCAGCUGUUUGAGGGUCCUGACAGGCGCUCAGCUCUUCUCCCUCAGCAAGGACGAAUUGCGCGAAGUCAUCCCGGAGGAAGGCGCUCGGGUCUACAGCCAGUUGGCGGUGCAGCGAGCACUCCUGGAGGACGCUCGGAGAGCCACGGAGCUGGAGGCAGUGAUGGAGAAGCAGAAAAUGAAGGUGGAUCUAAAAUUGGAGAGCAGUACACUGUGA
Molecule: messenger RNA, 1962 nt
Organism: Nerophis lumbriciformis (worm pipefish)
Lineage: Eukaryota; Metazoa; Chordata; Actinopteri; Syngnathiformes; Syngnathidae
Source: RefSeq, a predicted model, not a curated record